GAACAAGACGUGAUGUGGGGGAUACUUUAAAUCAUGGUGGAAGAGAAGGUGGAAGACCCGAAGCUAUUAUUAAAACAGAGAUGCAUAAAAUGCCUGAAGGGACCGCACUUGAUUCGAACUUUGAUCGUGGUGGCCUGCAUUGUAGUGGUAUUGCAGCAAAUAUCAUCAUGCAUCACGAAGCUAUUCUUCAACAUACCUAUAACGACCUACACCCACUUUGACUUCAACCAGACAGUUCUUUACCCCAGCGUCACAUUUUGCAGGGAGCCGCCGUACAAACAUGAUAAAUUGCUGGAGUACGGUCUAUACUCUCAUCCCCGGUACACAUCAACGUGGAGAUCGUUUAACUUCUCAUCCAUAAGCUUGGACGAGCUCUGGGAAGAGAUCACCUACAAUGAUCAGGAUAUGUUCGUUCAGUAUGGACUUGACGGUGCUUCUAGUAAUGUCAAACUGACUUCUCAGAUGGGUUUCAUUUACGGCCGGUGCUACACGCUCUCGCCCAAGAUCCGGAACAGCCAGGCCUCGAAGAAUACUGGGUACUCCAUCACACUGCGGCAUAGUGCUGCGGAUGUGGCUGCCAGUACCAGCAUCUACGCACCAGGAUACCACGUCCACAUACACUACACCAGGGAACCUUACACUGAGGUGGAAGUGUACAAUGGUGGUCUCGUGGACUACCUGUUCGUGAAAGUAGGAGAAAGCUUGGACAUCAAACUGAAGGUGGAUGAGUACGCGAUGAUCAGUGGCGAAGACGACCCCUGCAGCUACAAGGCCGACUAUAGCGCUAAUGUUUGUACUGCGCAGUGCGUCUGGGACAAAGUGGGGAAGGAAACAGGCUGUUCAGGACCCUGGAUGGUUAGCGACCUUCCGCGAUGUGACAACUUCACCGGAAUGAGGACUCUUAUUGCAAGUUAUUUGACUUCGUACAUGGACCACAAGUGCAGCGAAUGCCCUCGGUUCUGUCGUUCAUAUCUGUACAACGGGUAUGUAACUGACAGGCAGGGGCUGCACACGUGGGAGCCACCUCAGAAUCAAGGGCUGACUAGAACCAAUGACGCGGACCUGCAGAUUCAGUUGUACCUGUACUUUAACAGCAUGAUGGUAUCUGUGUAUGAGGAGCGAUACAACUACGAUUGGAAUUUGUUUCUGUCAGAUCUUGGAGGGAGCAUCGGCUUCCUUCUGGGUCUAUCAGUCAUCGGCCUGAUGAAUAUAUUCGCUAAAACUUGGAACCUGUUCAUCAAACCCAUCAUCAUAUCCUCGAGGGUCAAGGUUUCUCGGGAUUCCACCGCCACUGCUGAUGUGAAAACUAUUGAAGGAGCUGAAGACUUUAAAUAA
This is a messenger RNA of Manduca sexta (tobacco hornworm), 1335 nucleotides long. RefSeq lists its product as uncharacterized. Gene Ontology annotation, biological process: sodium ion transmembrane transport. The record is from RefSeq and is a predicted model, not a curated record. The transcript is spliced from 10 exons. The coding region runs from base 34 to 1335 and encodes 433 amino acids. Gene Ontology annotation, cellular component: membrane. Gene Ontology annotation, molecular function: ligand-gated sodium channel activity. NCBI's taxonomy places the organism in Eukaryota, Metazoa, Arthropoda, Insecta, Lepidoptera, Sphingidae.